AUGAAGUUUUCAUCCCCCUUUGCCUCUCUGCUGGCUCUUGUCUCUAUUACUGCUGCUGUGCCUAAGAGCCGUAAUGACGGUGUUAUUCGGAUUCCUCUUGCCCGCAAGAGCGCUGACGUCGCCGGGCAUGUUGAUAUGAGUGCUCUCAGUGCACACCUCUUCAGCGUUUCGAACAAGUAUCGUCAGACAUUUUCUGCAUUCGAAGCUAAUACCGGUUAUGCUCAUCCUUUGAGCGCGAAGAUGAGGUCUUCUAUAAGAGAGCGUGAUGUUCCGCUCAUCAACCAGGGAACUGAGCUGUGGUAUGGCGAAAUCGAUGUGGGCACGCCACCACAGACGUUUAACGUAUCUAUCGACUCAGGAAGCACGGACCUUUUCCUUCCGUCUGCGUCCUGCAUGGACUGCGCAGGCCACAAGAUGUAUCACGCUGCCGCGUCUUCUACAGCCAAGGACGAAGGAAAAUUUGUUCCCCUCUCGUAUGGUGAAGGUCGAGUAAUAGGAGAUGAAUAUAGCGAUGACGUGUUCCUUGGUGGCUACGAGGCUUCCAGCCAGGCAUUCCUUGCUGCCUAUGAGUACUCCAGCAACUUCGCGUAUCCGGAUUUCGAACCUGACGGUCUUCUCGGUUUUGCUUUUGAGGAAAUAUCUGGUCUUGAGGCUAAGUCAGUCUUUGAGACAAUAAGUGACAGUGGCGUACUCCCAGAACGCGUGUUCAGCGUCGAACUUUCUUCUACAGCCGGGGAGAGCGAGCUCAGUAUCGGAGCGACGAACCCCAAUCUCUACAUUGAAGACACCUUGACCUAUACGGCCGUUACCCAGGAAGGCUACUGGCAGGUGAAUCUAGAGGCAGUUUCGCGAGAUGGCUCUAUUGUUGCCAGUAACAGCGCAUCUAUUAUCGAUACCGGGACCACGAUGAUCAUCACAACUGAUGCUGCAGCGGAGGCAUACUACCAGGAUAUUCCAGGUUCAAGCAACAGUACUCAAGAGGGAAUGACAUAUUAUACCAUUCCGUGCGACACGAUCGGAUCAUACACUCCCACAUUCUCAUUUGGUGGGCGCGGCUUCGAUGUUUCAGAGGGAACGUUCAAUCUUGGUCCAGAGAGCGAGGGUUCAAGCGACUGCGUGGGAGGUAUUGCUGGGAUGUCAGAUCUUGACUUUUGGGUUGUCGGGGGCAUUUUCCUGCAGAACGUUUACACAGUAUUCGAUCAGGGAAACACUCAAGUGGGCUUUGCCGAACUGGCAUAA
Suillus fuscotomentosus is the source of this 1239-nucleotide messenger RNA. RefSeq names its product acid protease. The record is from RefSeq and is a predicted model, not a curated record. NCBI's taxonomy places the organism in Eukaryota, Fungi, Basidiomycota, Agaricomycetes, Boletales, Suillaceae. Gene Ontology annotation, biological process: proteolysis. Bases 1 to 1239 code for a protein of 412 amino acids. Gene Ontology annotation, molecular function: aspartic-type endopeptidase activity. The transcript has 7 exons.